Molecule: messenger RNA, 909 nt
Organism: Anopheles arabiensis
Lineage: Eukaryota; Metazoa; Arthropoda; Insecta; Diptera; Culicidae
Product: EF-hand calcium-binding domain-containing protein 1-like
Exons: 1
Coding region: 115-753 (212 amino acids)
Biological process (GO): calcium-mediated signaling
Molecular function (GO): calcium ion binding; kinase binding
Source: RefSeq, a predicted model, not a curated record
AAAAGAGUCUGGUGACAGCGUAGUAGGCUGCUCCAGUCAACGCGUUCGUCAACGCUACAAGUUGGGCGUUGGGAAAGAGGAAGCUUUGCACCCGGGGUGUCGUUCCGGGGGACCAUGAAUCUAGACGCGACACUCGACACGGCGGAGGAGAUCCGGUUUCUGAGCAAGGUGAGCGGUCUGGUGAAGCGGUUGGCCCGCUCGACCCACUUCACCCACCAGGAGCUGGAGGUGGUGCUGCUGGUGUACUACAAGAUACUGAAGAACGAUCCGGACGCGGCAGGAGGGCAAAUCUCGCGCCAGCAGCUCACGACCGUGUUCGAUACGGCGUUCGGCAUUACGGAUAUGGCGGUGAUACGGCGCAUCUACGCCGCGCUGGACGGGGGAAACAGUGCGCACGUGUCGAUGGAAACGUGGGCCCGGAUGGUGUCGCUGUACGUGCGCGGUACGCUCGAGGAGAAGAUCCAGUACUGCUACCGGGUGUAUGACAUCCAGCGCGAGGGCAUGAUCCGGCGCGACUUCCUGAUGGUGCUGAUGAGGGGCUGCGUCCGGCAGGAGGAAGGCGUCGAUGAGGCGGUGAAGGAUCUGGUCGACAUCUUGAUGACGCGGCUGGACCUGGAUCGGGACGGGGCGAUUUCGUUCGAGGACUAUCGGAAGAGUGUGCUGGGCACGCCGCUGUUGUUGGAAUGUCUCGGCCAGGCCCUGCCGGAUCGGAUUCACGUGGAAGCGUUCGCCACGACGUUUCUGGUUAUGUAGGGAGAAACGUUAGUUUGAUGAGUAAACAUGCUGGUGAGGAUUACUUUGAGCAUGAACAUUCCGGAAUAUUGAACAUUAAAUCUAUUGAGAGCAGCAAGUGAAAUAAAGAAAUAAGCAUUUAUUUUGAAGAGGGGAUAGAAAGAUGUUGAAAGAUAA